This is a messenger RNA of Morus notabilis, 1962 nucleotides long. RefSeq lists its product as uncharacterized. Lineage: Eukaryota; Viridiplantae; Streptophyta; Magnoliopsida; Rosales; Moraceae. The record is from RefSeq and is a predicted model, not a curated record. The transcript has a single exon. Bases 1 to 1962 code for a protein of 653 amino acids. Gene Ontology annotation, molecular function: zinc ion binding; nucleic acid binding.
AUGGAUUUUUUGAGAGAAGGUGGUUCAGUUUCACAUCCUCCUCUCCUCGAUGGCUGCAAUGACUCUUAUUGGAAAGUUCGUAUGAAGGCGUUCAUCAAAGCACUUGAUGAGAAAGCGUGGCGUGCUGUGUUGAUUGGUUGGACGCACCCCGUUACUAAAAAUGAUGCUGGAGAAGAAGCUAUGAAACCCGAAGAGAAAUGGUCUACUGAAGAAGAUCGAUUGGCGAAUAGCAAUUCAAGAGCUCUUAAUGCCAUCUUCAAUGAAGUGGAUGCCAAUCAAUUCAAGCUCAUUUCUACAUGUGAGAUGGCUAAGGAGGCUUGGGAAAUUCUGCAAAUGGCGCAUGAGGGCACGACAGCCGUGAGACUAUCAAAGCUUCAAAUUCUUACUACUAGGUUUGAAAACUUACGCAUGCUUGAAGAUGAAACAAUUUUUGAUUUCAAUUCAAAAUUGUGUGAUAUUGCUAAUGAGGCAUUUGCCCUUGGAGAGAAAAUAUCAGAGGAGAAGCUUGUGAGGAAGGUCUUGAGGUCUCUUCCACGGAGGUUUGCUUAUAAGGUGACAGCUAUUGAGGAAGCCAAAGAUAUCCAAACAAUGAAACUUGAUGAGCUAAUGGGUUCUUUGCGCACUUUUGAGAUGAAUUUGGAUGAAAACAAGGAAGGAAAGAAGGAGAAAAGUAUUACAUUACAAGCCAAAGUUGAUUAUGAUGAUGAAGAAGACUUGGCCCAGUCCAUAACAAAGUUGUCGAAGAAAUUCAACAAGGUGAUGAAGAAGGUCAAUAGGAAGAAUGAGAAUUCAAGAAAUGGCAAUUCCAGCAACUUUCAGAAGAAUAAAGCUGCAGCAAAUAACAUAGAGAUGAAGACCAAAAACAGGGGUAUUCAAUGCCGGGAAUGCGACGGAUAUGGCCACAUUCAAUCCGAGUGUGCCAACACCCUCAAGAAGAAGAAGAAGUCGUUUAAUGCUACAUGGAGUGAUGAAGACUCUGAAGGCAGUCCGGAGGAUGAAGACCAUGUGAGCAACUAUGUUGCUUUCAAUGUUUAUACUGAUCAAAGUGUUUUUGUAGACAGUGUUACAAAAAGUGUCGCAGACAGUGUUGCAACACUGCCUGUAACAGAUUCUGUGAACAGUGAAAACGGAGGAGAUUUUUCAGAUUCUGAAAGUGACAGUGAUGGUGAGGAGUUGACUAUUGAUGCCACACAAGAAUCCUAUAAGACCAUGUUCAGCAAAUGGAUUAAAGUGUGUGAAAUGAAUAAGUCUCUACGAGAGCAAGUUGGUGAGCUUGUUAAAGAGAAUGAUGUGCUUAAGAGGGUUGCCGUUAACAAUGAAUUUCAAGCUACUAAAAAUGAGAAAAAGUUGCAGGACACAAGAGCUGAACUAGAGAGCACUCAGAAAAAUUUGAAGAUGAUGAAUUCCGGCACCACCAAAUUGGAUCAUAUUCUCUCUAUAGGAAAAGCAAGUUGUGAUCGUCAUGGACUUGGCUACACCGUUGAAUGUUCAACGUCCAAGACAGUAUUUGUGAAGGAGACACAUGCUUCUGAACCUCGGACAACCCUCAAUAAGAAGGUUAUUAUUUCACCUCCUCGACGUAAAAGAUUUGUUCCCAUAUGUCAUUACUGCGGUUUAGCUGGCCAUAUAAGACCAAGAUGCUAUAAGUAUUUGAAUGCUUUGAAGAGAGGUAUGCUCAUGAAUCCACCAAAUUCCGCAAACUCAAGAAGGACACCUAAAGCAAGGAUUGAUGUGCAAAACAAAUUUCCUAGACGUGUUUGGGUAAGGAAAUCUGAUUUAAGGUGUCAUAGGACUUAUACUUCUUUAGAAGCAUGUACUAAUGGUUGUGUGUGUAGUAAUGGUGGCUGGUCCAAGCAUUUGACAGGUGAUAAUAUCAAGUUUAAGAGAGUGUUACAUUCAGGGGGAGUAAGACUCGUAGAAGACUCAGGGGGAGCAACAGCUUCUAAAAGGUUAUUUUAUUAG